This is a messenger RNA of Chiroxiphia lanceolata (lance-tailed manakin), 5134 nucleotides long. RefSeq names its product coiled-coil domain-containing protein 171-like. The transcript has 22 exons. The record is from RefSeq and is a predicted model, not a curated record. NCBI's taxonomy places the organism in Eukaryota, Metazoa, Chordata, Aves, Passeriformes, Pipridae. Bases 172 to 5034 code for a protein of 1620 amino acids.
CCGGGCUCGGCGUUCGGUCCCGCGAGCGGCAGAAUUCCAGAGAUCCGGCUAGCGGCGGCUUUCCGGGAGUUCCGCCUCGUAAUGCGAGCGGAGGUGCAUCGACCAGAUCGCGCCCCGCCGCCGCAGCGGAGCAUCAGCUUACAUGAGGCAUAGAAUAGAAAUCCAUCAGACAUGGACACUGUGGAUGAUUUGAAAAGGAAACUCCAUCAGGCUGAAAAAGAAAAUGUUGAAUUACUUACUCAACGCAAGCAAGAAAAGUCCCAGUAUGAAAAAGAGAUAAUUAAAUUGCGUUUGGAACUUGAGAGAGGGGAGGCUAUUCGUCGAGGUCUGGAGUAUGAAUUGUCAGUGGCCAGAAAAGAGGCUCAGAUGCAAAUGUAUGCCGCAGAAGAGGAGCUGUGUGUUGCAAAAAGUGAACUUGUGGAACUGCAAGUACUCAGCGGCAAAAAUCAGCAGAAAGUGGCAGAGGCUGAGAAAUCAUUUUAUAAGGCUCAGCAGAAAUGGGAAGAAGAACACCAAAAAUGUGCAAAGGAGAAGGACGAUAUUCGUAGAGUUUACCACCAUGAAAUUCUAUUCCUUGUCAAAGAAAAAAGUGAAGCAGAAAGGACUACUCAGGACCUGAAUGAUGCACUGCAAAAUAUGCGCAGGAAAUUGAGGGAUGUGGAGGCAGAGCACAAUGGCUGCAGUGACAUGCUGAGGCGCCAGGCCUCUGAGCUGGAAUUCAGAGCUGAUCGACACCAGCGACUCAUGAGAGAGCUUGAAGCAGCUACAGAAAGAACUAGAAAACUGGAAGGAGAUACUGAAGCAGCGAGAGCAGCACAUCUGGAAUGCAAGUACACUAAACGGAUAAUGCAGUUAAGAAUUCAAGAACUCGAAGAAGCUUUGAAUUCAGAAAAGGGCAGCUCAGCAGAAGGUCUUUCAGUGUUACAAAAUACGAAGAGAGAUUUCAGAGAGUCAGCAAAUGCACAUGAGAGGGAACAAAACGUAUUACAAAGGGAGCAUUUCUCCUCGAGCAAGCAACUGAAAGAGAUGACUGAGGAAAGGAAGGAAAACAGAGGUCUCUCUGGGAAACUAGACCUUACCAAAAGCAGCUCCAGCAUGUUACUGGAGGAAGGUAAAAUGGAGGAGGUGCACGUUCUCCGUAGCUUAUACCAGCAUCUGGUAGAAAGCUCUGUGCUUACAAAGCAACCAGAAGUUCCCAUAGACAGUUUGUCUUGGUCAGAGCUUUGUGUCCUCGUGUAUGAAAAUAUUGAUACCCUGGUCUUAGACUUCAGGAGGGCUCAAGACAAGAUAUCUCACCUGGAACAUGUUUGCAAGGACAAAACUGAUACUAUGAGGGAUCUUCAGCGGAGCCAAGAAGAUGCUUUUCAAAAUAUAGCUGAACAGUUGAAAGCACAGGAACACUGUUGGCAAAAAGAAAAAAGGCAUCUUGAACUGCAAUAUUCAAGUCUCCUUGCUGAAGCUCAUGCAAGAGCAAAGGAAUACCAAGCAGCAGUACAGCAAAACAGGGAAAGAAUGUAUGCCCUUGAAAAAAACCAGGAGAAACUGGCCCAUGAAAAUAUUUCUGUGAGAAACACAUUAACAACUGUUCAGAGGGAGCGUUCAUCUCUUCUGGCAGCCUGUGCACUGUUAUCUGGUAGCCUGUGUCCCCUCUACAGCCGACUAUGUGCUAUGACUUCCCAAAAAGACCUUCUUCAGGAUCAGGUCAACUUUUACGAAUUUCUGAACCAGAGGAUUGAGACUAUAGUUCAUACUUUCCCUGCUGAAGAGGAAAACAGUCAAGAUGAAGCCAGACAAAGACAAAGGAGAGCCAAAGCCCUGGUUUAUGUAUUCCGAAGAGCUGUGAUUGUAGUUUUGGCAGCCAACAGACUCAGAGCUGCAGCCCGGUCUUCUACUUCCCUCUUCACCUGGACAAAUGGCUUAGAAGGAGGCAAUGGGAUUCAAGUUUGUGUGGGAGAAUCUGAAGGCAGACGUUAUAGAGAUGGAGCUGACUGCCUUGAAGCACUUGGCUGGUUAACUAGCUCUAACCUCCAUUCUGCAAUAAUCAGUUCCCUCUCUGAAUUGCAGGAUGUUCUUAGCAAACCAGAUCCAAACUUCUGGCUUUCUGGAAACUCACUUAUAAAUGCAGCCAGGAGCUCCUUUUCAAAACUUAUGGACAAGCUGUGCUUAAUGCUGGGUACGGUUCCACUAAAUUAUCCCAGGUGCAUCACUUACCUGGAGAAGGAUUCCUUGAUACAGAGGCUGGCUUGUGGACUUCUCAGAAUAAAUAACCAGGCCCUGGAAGCUGGAUUGCAUGAGAGACUGCCCAGUGUGAGAAACGUAACAUCCUUGCAGCAACUGGUAUUUGAAUACACACGAAGACUUCAUAUGGCAGAGACAAAGUGCCGCUCACUGGGCCUGCAACUUGAGGAAUUCAAAUGGAGUUUCAGUGAGAUGAAAAAGGAUGCUGAAAAAGCCAGGAGCCUGCAAGAGCAAUUAAAUACAUUACAGCAUAGAAUGAUCACCCAAGACAGUAUACAUGAAGAAUUAAAUAAUGCUUUACAGCGUGAGCACAAGGCAAGACUGCUUUUACUUGAACAGGAGCAACAGCUAAAUGAGUUAAACAAUAGACUACAAAUGCUCUCCAGCGAAACAGCAGAUAAAGGCCAAGACCUAAAUCUGUCCAUAAGGAGUCUCCCAGAGACAGCAAUGGAUAUGAGAAGAAGAGACCGAGUUCUGAACCACCAAAAGAGGCUUCUUACCCAAAUGGAGCAGGACAGGCGUCGACUGCAAGAAAGUGUCCAAAAUGCAGAGCGUGCCCUGCUUACAGCAGAGAAUGACAGAGAAUUGAUCAUUACUCAUAUGAAAGCUGUGGAAACCACGCUUCAGAUGGUCAGAGAGCAGGCCUUGAUGCCAAGUGCUGCAGCAGCCACAACUGAGUUCUGCCUGGAGCUACCCAGACUGCAAAUAGAUGCCCUUCCAGAUGAAGAACUGUGGGGCAGGCCAGAGGCUAUAGCAUUCCAGGAUGUGAUUCGAAGUUUUAUGGACAUCUACCAACUUGCAGCUAGUAGAGUUGAAACAUUACUGAGAGAAUCUCCUCAGCUUCACACUGCAGCCCAAAGAUCCAGACAACAAGCAUUCACCUUUCGUGAAAGUUAUGAAAGCGGGAAAGAGUCUAAACAUCCAAGUAGCUUCAAGCUAGAUAGUCAGGCUGACCAGACUCACGUCCCAGAGUUUUGGCUAUUGCCAACAGAAGCUGAAAUGUCCUCCAGCAUGACACUACAAAGAGCCAGUACUCAGUCUCCAGUGCAUGCGUCCUCGAGUGUGAUACCAGACAGACCCAGUACCGGGUCUUCAAUGUCCGCUGGUGGGAUACUGGACAGAACCAGAACUCGUUCUCCAAUCCAUAUGUCCUCCAGUGGGAUAUUGGACAGAGCCAGUACUGGGCCUUCAAUCCAUGUGUCUCCUGGUGAGAUACCAGACAGAGCUGGAACCGAGUCUUCAACCCACAUGUCUGCUGAUGUGAUACCAGACAGAAGCAGUAUUCGGUCUCCAAUCCACAUGUCCUCCAGUGGGAUACCGGACAGAGCCACUACUGGACCUUCAAUCCAUAUGUCUGAUGAUGCAAUACCAGAAAAAAACAGAACUCGGUCUCCAACCCACAUGUCCCCUGGUGUGAUAUCAGACAGACCUGGUACUGAACUUUCAAUCCAUGUGUCCCCUGGUGCAACACCAGAUAGAAGCAGUAUUCAGCCUCCGAUCCAUCUGUCCUCCAGUGGGAUACCAGACAGAAGCAGUACUCGGUCUCCAAUCCACCAGUCCUCCAGUGGGAUACCAGACAGAAGCAGUACUCGGUCUCCCAUCCACAUGUCCUCCAGUGAGACACCAGACAGAAGCAGUACUCGGUCUCCAAUCCACCUGUCCUCCAGUGGGAUACCAGACAGAAGUAGUACUCGGUCUCCAAUGCACGUGUCCUCCAGUGGGAUACCGGACAGAAGCAGUACUCGGUCUCCCAUCCACAUGUCUGCUGAUGUGAUACUAGACAGAAGCAGUAGUCUAUUUCCAACCCAAAUGUCCUCCAGUGGGAUACCAGACAGAAGCAGUACUCGGUCUCCAAUCCACCUGUCCUCCAGUGGGAUACCAGACAGAAGCAGUACUCAGCCUCCAAUGCACCUAUCCUCCAGUGGGAUACCAGACAGAAGCAGUACUCAGCCUCCAAUCCACCUGUCCUCCAGUGGGAUACCAGACACAAGCAGUACUCGGUCUCCAAUCCAUCUGUCCUCCAGUGGGACAGCAGACAGAAGCAGCACUCAGCCUCCAAUCCACAUGUCGUCCAGUGGGAUACCAGGCAGACCCGGUACUGGGUCUUCAAUCCAAGUGUUCUCCAGUGUGAUAACAGACAGGCCUGCUUCUGCAUUUACAAUCCACGUGUCCCCUGGUGAGGUAUUGGACAGAAUAAGAACUCUGUCUCCAAUUCGCAUGUCCUCCACUGUGACGCCAGACAGAAGUCAUAGUCCGCCUUUAAUCCGCAUGUCCCCUCGUGCAAAGCCAAAGAGAAUCUAUAGUGUGCCUUCAAUCCAUAUGUCCUCUGGUGCGAUACUGGACAGAGAUGGUACUGGCUCUUCACUGGACAUAUCCUCCCAUGUGUUACCAGAAAGAACCGGUACUGGCUCUUCGCUGGACAUAUCCUCCCAUGUGUUACCGGAAAGAGCCGGUACUGGCUCUUCGCUGGACAUAUCCUCUGGUGUGAGGCGAAGCAGAACCGUUAUUGUGUCUGCGAGAAACAUAUCCUCCAAUGUCAUGCCACACAGAACUGGUAUUGGUACUGGGUCUUCAGACAUAUCCUCUGGUAUGCUGAUGGACAGAACCAGUUCUGGGCCUUCAGUGGACGCAUUCUUCUUUGUGAGACCACACCAAUUUGGUGGUGGGUCUUCAAUGGACGCAUACUACAGUGUGACACCAAACAGAUCUAGUUCACUGCCUUCAAUCAGGUCUUUCAGCCAGGAUGUCUUAUCCAGUACUAGAAAAACAGAAGGAAAUCAAUUUUCAGAGUCUUAGCUAUGUCAGUUUCCCUUAGCUAUAUGUCAGCUUCUCCUUUAGAAGGAAAAAAAUGUGUUAGUGUAAAAUGAUGUAAUUGAAAUAUAAUCUAGCAACUACC